Anguilla rostrata (American eel) is the source of this 2687-nucleotide messenger RNA. RefSeq names its product vomeronasal type-2 receptor 1-like. Gene Ontology annotation, cellular component: plasma membrane. The record is from RefSeq and is a predicted model, not a curated record. NCBI's taxonomy places the organism in Eukaryota, Metazoa, Chordata, Actinopteri, Anguilliformes, Anguillidae. Bases 15 to 2477 code for a protein of 820 amino acids. Gene Ontology annotation, molecular function: G protein-coupled receptor activity. The transcript is spliced from 5 exons. Gene Ontology annotation, biological process: G protein-coupled receptor signaling pathway.
UCAGAAUAUGAAACAUGAAUAUGAAUAUGUCCAAUUUAAAUGAAAAUACAAAGCAAAUUUUAUUUCAGGUCAUUCUUGUUAUGUUUACGUCAAUGUUUUUGACUCUUAAUUUUGUUUACAACAGUUUGAAUUUCCGGAAUGUGCGCUUUGCUAGGACAAUGGUUUUUUCCAUCAAAGAAAUCAACAACAGCUCAGAGCUCCUGCCAGGUGUAACGCUAGGCUACCAGAUCCAUGACUCAUGUGCCUCCGUGCCAGUAGCCGUGAAGGUGGCAUUCCAGCUGGUAAAUGGCAUUGAGCCAGUCUUCUUUCCCAAUCAGUUCUGCUCAAAGUCUGCCACUGUGCAUGCUGUUGUGGGCGACUCUAACUCUACUCCUACCAUCGCCAUGUCCAGAGUUCUCGGACCCUUUGGCAUCCCCCAGGUGAGCCAUUCUGCUACCUGUGCUUGUCUUAGUGACAAGCUGCAGUACCCCACCUUCUCGAGGACCAUUCCCAGUGACUACUUCCAGGCAGAAGCCCUGGCUAGACUAGUCAAGCAUUUUGGCUGGACUUGGAUCGGGGCGGUGCGGAGCGACUCAGACUAUGGGAACAACGGGAUGGCCGCCUUCCUGCAGGCCGCACAGGCAGAGGGCAUCUGCGUGGAGUACUCUGAGGCAUUCUACAGGACUAACCCUCGCGCAAAAGUGCGACGCGUGGCAGAGGUCAUCAGCAGGUCCACGGCCCGCGUCGUUGUGGCGUUCAUUGCCUCGGGCGAUAUGCUGGUCUUGCUGUCAGAGCUGGAAGACAGGCUGAUGACCCCGCUACAGUGGAUUGGGAGUGAGUCAUGGGUCACUGACCGCAAGAUGUUGCAGUUCCGUCUGUUUGCCGGUGCCAUCGGCAUCGGCAUCCCCCGCUCAGUCAUUCCUGGGCUGAGAGACUUCCUGUUGGACCUGGGGCCGGCACAGGUUUCCCACUCACCGCUCCUCACAGAGUUCUGGGAGAGCGCAUUUAACUGCAGCCUGGGGGGAAGUCAGACUGCAGCGGGCCAGAAAACAUGCGAUGGAAACCAGAAUCUGCGAGAUCUGCAGAAUCCCUACACAGACACAUCCCAGCUGCGCAUCUCAAACAUGGUAUACAAGGCUGUGUAUGCAAUAGCCCAUGCCAUACACAGCAUCAUCUGCACAGAUGAACCUAACGCUCCACCCCACUGCAACAAAAGUAUCCCAGUUGAGCCACAGCAGGUCAUGGAGCACCUGAGAAAAGUGAACUUCUCCAGGAACGGGUACAAAGUCUCAUUUGAUGCUAAUGGGGAUCCGGUGGCCACUUAUGAGUUGGUGAACUGGCAGGUGAUGAGGGAUGGGCACAUGGAGUUUGUGACUGUGGGCCACUAUGAUGCAUCUGCUCCAGAUGGACAGGUGUUGAUCAUGAACAAGAACAUUACCUGGGCAGGUGGCCAGCCACAGGUGCCUGUGUCAGUGUGCAGUGAGAGCUGUCCCCCAGGCACUCGGAAGGCUGUGGAGAGAGGAAGGCCUGUCUGCUGCUACGACUGUGUGCCCUGUGCUGAGGGAGAAAUCAGCAAUGUCACAGAUUCACUGGACUGCAUCACAUGUCCAGCCGACCACUGGACGAAUGCUGGGAGGGAUGAAUGUGUACCCAAGCCUGUUGAGUUCUUGUCCUUCCACGAGGUUCUGGGGAUUAUCCUGGCAGCUUGUUCUGUGACUGGGGCCUGCAUGGCCUUCAUGGUGGCUGCCGUGUUUUACAUACACAGGGACACUCCCAUUGUGAAAGCCAACAACUCAGAGCUGAGUUUCCUGCUGGUAUUUUCAUUAAAACUGUGUUUCCUUUGCUCUCUUACCUUCAUCGGCCAGCCUUCUGAGUGGUCCUGUAUGCUGCGCCACACUGCGUUUGGGAUCACCUUUGUUCUCUGCAUCUCUUGUGUUCUGGGAAAAACAAUAGUGGUGUUAAUGGCUUUCAGGGCUACACUUCCAGGCAGUAAUGUCAUGAAGCUGUUUGGCCCUCCCCAGCAGAGACUGAGUGUUCUUGCUUUCACUCUCAUACAGGUCCUUAUUUGUGUGCUUUGGUUAACAAUAUCCCCUCCAUUCCCCAACAAGAACAUGAAGCACUACAAUGAAAAGAUCAUUCUAGAAUGUGAUGUAGGAUCAGCAGUGGGGUUCUGGGCUGUACUGGGUUAUAUUGGGCUCCUCUCUAUACUGUGCUUCGGUUUUGCUUUUCUGGCUCGUAAGCUGCCUGACAACUUCAAUGAAGCCAAAUUCAUCACAUUCAGCAUGCUCAUAUUCUGUGCAGUCUGGAUCACUUUUAUACCAGCUUAUGUCAGUUCACCUGGAAAGUUCACUGUAGCUGUGGAGAUCUUUGCUAUUUUAGCUUCCAGCUUUGGUCUGAUAGUAUGCAUUUUUGUCCCUAAAUGCUUCAUAAUAUUGUUUCAGCCUGAGAAAAAUACCAAAAAGCACAUGAUGGGGAAAAUGCCAUCGAAAUCUCUUUGAAGCAGAGACGCAAAUGUCAGUAAUGUUUAUGGAUGAUUUUUAAAAAAAAAUCUUACUUAAAAUGUAUUUCUACUGUACAUUUCUUUAAGUGAAAAAGUGCCUAUCUCUAAAUAUCUCUGAGGACCAUAUGUUUUAUCUCUAAUAUUAACUUAUCUGGAGCCACAGACCCUCAGGGAUUUCAUGCUAUCAAUAAAAGAUUGAUUUAUGAUG